AUGUUUCGCUUGCUACCCUGGCCCUCUGCGAUAGGAGGGGACAAGGUAAUGACGAAGGAGGUCAAAAUGCUCGCUGGCGUCAACAGCCUGUCGCUGCCCAACCUGAAGCGCAAGCGCUCAGAUGAAGAGUCUGACGCGCCUCCCGCAGUCAAGCCGCGCACUGAAGACACCGCGCUGCCUUCGCCUUCAAGUCCUACCGCUCCUUUGCAUCUCCCCAUCGCGUCUGACCUGUCGGACCCGGUCGCAUCUACGAACCCGCCCGCGCAGGCCGCCGGUCCUACCGUAGAUGUGAAUCAACUGCGUGACACCAUCACCGCCCAGCUGAGCCUGGAAGUGCUCCUCAAGCAUAACGAGCUACGUCUGAUCGACCAGGAGAUCGCCAAAUGCCAAGUCGCCCUGGAACAACUUCGACGAUGCGCGGAAAUCCCCUACCCGGGCUCUCAUGUCGCGGGCAUCUCCGCCGAUGUGAGUGCUGGGACGGGCGCAUCGGUGCUGAAGCCUGGAAAUGGCCCGCCACCGGUAUCGCCUGCGCCCUGGGGUGUCACGGAGGGUCCGUACUCGCGUCACUACGCACGCUGGUUGCUUCCUGAUCCCCGUUUCGACGGCGGUGAGAUUGAGCCAGGCCUUGCUGCCGCUGCCGCUGGCAUGCAGACAGAGGGUCGCUCAACCCGUGGGAAUCCGAUGGACUUCAGUGCUCUGGCCGGGAAAACGCGGACUGGCCGUGGCUCUGUUAGUGGCAAGUUCCAAGCGCUGCCUAGCGGAUAUCCUCCGGUCAAGGAAAAGGCUGGGCCGAUGAUCAUUCGACGGAAAGCGGACAAUGUUUGGGUGAAGCUUGUUUGCCUAGACUGUCAUCGUGACAACUUCUCCAGCACCCAGGGCUUCAUCAACCAUUGCCGUAUUGCCCACAACCGUAACUUUGCUAGUCACGAUGCGGCGGCUCAGGCUUGUGGUGUACCGGCUGAGACUGAUGAGUCUGGUGCCCUUGUUGGCGGUCGAACUGAGGCUGCGCCUGCUGUCACUCCUACAGCUACUCCCACUGUCUCCACUCCUACCGUCCCCGGCUAUGUGCAUCCUUUGAUUCGCGCGGUACCUCCUGUGUCUUCUCCUGCGUCGGUUACUCCCAAGAAAGAUUUCAAGAUGAACCCUCCGGCCGGACCCGUGGCCACUCCACCGGCAACCGUGCAGCGGAUACCAGAGCCGCGCCGUCAGUCGGCCCCUGUCACUGCCAACCCUUCAUUCACGGCCUCACCUGCGACUCCUCAUCUGUCGGCCCUGAUGCGGGAACGCGGACUGGGACUCAACAUGGACAAGCUCGUGGAAGAGGCGAAAACUCCAGUAGACCUUAACGGUCUUUCAGAUGGUGAAUCUGAUUCAGAGGAGCCACAGCUUCCUGUAUCAAAGCCGGGUGCCGCCUCUCAGCCUAUGCGGAUUCCUACCGCCCAGGCUGCAUCCGAACGAACGGAGAGCCGCAAGGGUCCCGAGAGGGCGUUCGCUCAUCUUCAAUCAGAGAACGCGACUCCAUCUAGGCCGCAAUCAUUCUUGCGUGACCUCUCUGCUCUAGCCGCGAAAAGCCAACCUUCCCACGAUAGUCUCGAUCACUCGGCCAACCUCAGUCCUCAUACAAUCGAGUCCAACCAAGCGCCUAGCCUGGUCAGCGAUGAUGAAGAUGACUAUGAAGCCGCUUCGGACUCCGAUGGCCCUGACUCCUCGGAAGCAGGUGACCAUGAAGAGGAAUUCCGCCACAUCGAAGUCCAAGAUGACGAGCGCCAGGCUCCUGCUGCUCCCGCUCCUGAGGCCAAGCCCGGCCCUUCAUUAGCAAAUCCCACUCCCCAGCCUGCUUCAACCUUGCAGCAGCUCAAGCAGUCCCGGCAGCAAAAUAUCCCUCUGAUGCCUUUUGACAGCCGUGACGACGACCCCAGGAGUUUUGUGCGUCCCGAGGACCCGUCCAACCCGAAAGGGACACCCAACGGACGGAAGCCCGCUCCCUCAAACCGCUAG
Penicillium chermesinum is the source of this 1998-nucleotide messenger RNA. RefSeq lists its product as uncharacterized. Lineage: Eukaryota; Fungi; Ascomycota; Eurotiomycetes; Eurotiales; Aspergillaceae. The transcript has a single exon. The record is from RefSeq and is a predicted model, not a curated record. The coding region runs from base 1 to 1998 and encodes 665 amino acids.